AGUGGCCUCCAGGGGGCGCCGCAGAAAAGCUGGUGUUGGGCACCUGCAUGCUCAGUUGUGCUGGGCGGGCUCCGACCCCUUAAGGCCCCAGGUUCCACUGGCUAGCUCCUGCUGGAUGCGCGCCGAGUGCAUCUAUUACAGAACCACACCCGCCUCCAAUCUCAUCGUACCGGUGUUGUGUUGAUCGCCUCAUUUCUGUCAUCGCCCCAGGUAGAACCCUAAAUCCUAGCCGGUCGGAUGUCCAUAUGCCUGCCUGUUCAUUUUGGGUGACGGUGGGUCGGUGUGCCCUACUCCGGCCGUGGCAUGUGCAGAGUUAAGGCGGGAGGAGGUUUCCCCGAAUCUGGGGAGGGGGGAGCGAGGGGCGGACCUGAACCAGCCCCGCCCCACGCCGAAGCGGUGCGGGGGCCCCAUCAGAGCCCAGCUUCAGCCCUAGCCAGAGCCAGCGUCAGCGGAGGCGGAACAGUGGACCCCGUGUCCUGGAGACAUCAGAGAUCCAGGGGGUGAAGGCGGGGUCCCUUGGCCUGGUCAGACAUACGCUUACAGCCCUGGCAGAAUCAAGAUGAGGCCCUGAGGUGUCUCCCCAGUGAGGCCCGCGGCCUGAGCGAAUGGCAUGGCCUGCCGCCGGCAGUGAGCACCAUGGCUGCAGGGGGUGGCCGGGCCUUUGCUUGGCAGGUGUUCCCCCCCAUGCCCACCUGCCGGGUGUAUGGCACAGUGGCACACCGAGAUGGGCACCUGUUGGUGUUGGGGGGCUGUGGCCGGGCGGGGUUACCCCUGGACACUGCUGAGACACUGGACAUGGCCUCACACACAUGGCUAGCAUUAGCACCCCUGCCCACGGCCCGGGCUGGUGCAGCUGCUGUGGUUCUGGGUAAGCAGGUGCUAGUGGUGGGCGGUGUGGAUGAAGCCCAGAGCCCGGUAGCUGCUGUGGAGGCCUUCUUGGCUGAUGAAGGCCGCUGGGAGCGUCGGGCUACCCUCCCUCAAGCAGCCAUGGGGGUUGCGACUGUGGAGAGAGAUGGUAUGGUGUAUGCGCUGGGGGGAAUGGGUCCUGACACGGCCCCCCAGGCCCAGGUUCGGGUGUACGAGCCCCGCCGGGACUGCUGGCUUUCGUUACCCUCCAUGCCCACACCCUGCUACGGGGCCUCCACCUUCCUGCACGGGAACAAGAUCUAUGUCCUGGGAGGCCGCCAGGGCAAGCUCCCAGUGACUGCUUUUGAAGCUUUUGAUCUGGAGACCCGUACAUGGACCCGACACCCAAGCCUGCCCAGUCGCCGAGCCUUUGCUGGCUGUGCUAUGGCGGAAGGCAGUGUCUUUAGCCUGGGUGGCCUGCAGCAGCCUGGGCCCCACAAUUUCUACUCCCGCCCACACUUUGUCAAUACCGUGGAGAUGUUUGAUCUGGAGCAUGGGUCCUGGACUAAGCUGCCUCGCAGCCUGCGGAUGAGGGAUAAGAGGGCUGACUUUGUGGUGGGCUCCCUUGGGGGCAACAUUGUGGCCAUUGGGGGCCUUGGGAACCAGCCAUGCCCUCUGGCCUCCGUGGAGAGCUUCAGUCUUGCACGGCGACGCUGGGAGGCACUGCCUGCCAUGCCUACAGCCCGAUGCUCCUGCUCCAGUCUACAGGCUGGGCCUCGGCUGUUCGUUAUUGGGGGUGUAGCCCAGGGCCCCAGUCAAGCUGUGGAGGCCCUGUGUCUGCGUGAUGGGGUAUGAGGGCCUGGUGAGGCCUUGUCUGCCAAAGCAGCUCAGCGUAGCAGCAGACUGGGCUCCUUUUUGCUGCUGAGGGUGCUCCCAUGAGGGAGGCACAGGAGAGGGCACCUGAGUUACCGCCUUAGGGAUGGGGGUUGGAGGAGCCUUUGUCUGUAGCACAGGACACACAUGCUCACACCUAUUUUACCACCGUCCACUCACAACCAUAGCUAGCUCCACCCAUGCCUAGCACUCACUAGGCCCUCUGUCAACUCUGAAGUGUGAAGAGGAGAGCGUUGGCCUCACAGGAUAGGCCCAAGAGUUGACCAGGCCUUCUCCAGAGGCCAUUCUGGAAAAGUCUGAGCUUCCAGCCUGCCCUGAGGGUCCCUGUGGACCCCAGGAGUCUUCUGAGACUGGAGGUCACAGAAGAAGCAGUGGAGAGAAUAUGGGGACUGCUGGAGGGAGGGCCAGAAGCCUGCUGACUUUGUGCCCUCCUUACUGAUGGUUGUAUGACGGGGGCAGGAAGUCCCACCUCUCUGUGCCUCAGCAUCCUCAUUUGUAAACGGGGAUCUCUGAAACUUUCCCGCCCCACCUACCUCACAGGGCUGUUGGGAGGACCCAGGGAGUUUUGACGUGGAAAUAAAAACACUGAUGAGA
Molecule: messenger RNA, 2334 nt
Organism: Mesocricetus auratus (golden hamster)
Lineage: Eukaryota; Metazoa; Chordata; Mammalia; Rodentia; Cricetidae
Gene: Klhdc8b
Product: kelch domain containing 8B
Molecular function (GO): protein binding
Source: RefSeq, a predicted model, not a curated record